GGUCCCUUGCUGAGACCGCAGAUGCUGCCUAUGCUGAGUUUGAGCCGCACCUCCGCCCUCAGGGGAUACCUGCUACAUAUCCGGGAGAGGCGGUGGAGGGUUACAUGAGGUGGUAUAGCAGAGUGUCCCAUGUGUUCAUCAUCCCUGAGGAUAGGAGGGAGGAGCUUAGUGCCGUGUCUGCUAUACGUAGGGGUGUGGAGUUGUUGGAGCAGUCACUGGAGGUGCCAGGUGCUCUUGCUCCAGGGACACAGCCCCGAAUCCUCACGGAGAGGGCGCUCGAUCUCUUUCGACGGAGUUCCUUCGUUGGUACCCAGGGAGUUGCCUUUUCUGCUAUUCGAGGAGCCGCAGCUGCGGGAGGCAGAGCUCGUGGAGGCAGACCCCGUGGAGGCGGAGCCCGUGGAGGCAGAGCUCGUGGAGAGGGUGAUCCUGGAGAGGGUGUUCGUGGAGGUAGAGCUCGUGGACCCAGAGCUCGUGGACCGAUAUUGUUCUUCGUGUUCUGGGUAAUGGUAUAA
This is a messenger RNA of Lotus japonicus, 512 nucleotides long. RefSeq lists its product as uncharacterized. The record is from RefSeq and is a predicted model, not a curated record. NCBI's taxonomy places the organism in Eukaryota, Viridiplantae, Streptophyta, Magnoliopsida, Fabales, Fabaceae. The transcript is spliced from 2 exons. The coding region runs from base 105 to 512 and encodes 135 amino acids.